AAGUUAACCAAAACGGCAACACAGAGCUUCAAUAGACCACUACCAGUUCCAGUAGCCCAGUCUAUCGCUCCUUCAUUUUCCUGUGAUUUCUCACCUUCCAAACAUACCAUAAUAAAUUUUCCCGGAUUCGAUCCAAAAGACGAUCCAUAGAAAGGAAAUUAAACCCUAAAAAACAUGAUCGGAGUAGGCAAGAUCAAGCAAUACUCUAAUGUCCUUGAUAAACCCCUCAGCAAGGGCAAACAAGAGGUGAGUUCGAGUGCGUUUGCAUUUUUGUUUUCGGAGCUUGUUCAGUAUAAUCAAACACAGGUUGAUAACAUUGCUGAAUUAGAGCGAAGGCUAGAGGAUGCAGGCUAUGCUGUUGGGGCUCGAGUUCUGGAACUUCUUUGCCAUAGGGAUAAGGGCAACAGAAGGGAAACACGAUUGUUGGGUAUUUUGUCUUUUGUACACAGCACAGUGUGGAAAGUGCUAUUUGGAAAGGUAGCCGAUUCCCUUGAAAAAGGCACCGAACAUGAAGAUGAAUACAUGAUCAGUGAGAAGGAGCUCCUUGUCAAUAGAUUCAUUUCAAUUCCAAAGGAUAUGGGGACAUUUAACUGCGGAGCAUUCGUUGCUGGAAUAGUAAGGGGUGUUUUGGAUGGUGCAGGUUUUCCAGCAGUAGUAACAGCUCAUUUUGUGCCUAUGGAGGGCCAGCAUCGACCUAGGACAACCAUUUUGAUAAAAUUUGGUGAGGAGGGUGACGUGUUGUUGAGCUUGUUGUUCACGGCCUAAAAAAUCUGCUCCUCCGUGUGGAGUGUACUAAGAAGAGAAGCAAGACUAGGUUAAUGUUUGUAUGAAUAUUUCAUCAUGCAACCUUCGGUCUUCAGCAACACGGUGAAGAGCAGUAACUCUUCAGCUGGAAUCCUGUCAGCUGUACCUUGUGACAUUAUUGGAUCCCUGUUUGAUUUUUGUGUAUGCUCUUCAGAGCAUGGAAAUUUUAAUGAUCUUGUAAAAGCAAUUAUUGCCACUUCAGUUGAUGUAAAGUAUACGAUUUCCCUUCUUCUCAGCUCAUAUGAUCUUGGUCAGGAUGAGCUGAGUUGAAUAGGUUCAAGAAUACACUUUUAUCGGACUUCCUCAA
This is a messenger RNA of Populus euphratica (Euphrates poplar), 1111 nucleotides long. Its product is annotated as trafficking protein particle complex subunit 5. The record is from RefSeq and is a predicted model, not a curated record. Gene Ontology annotation, biological process: endoplasmic reticulum to Golgi vesicle-mediated transport. Gene Ontology annotation, cellular component: TRAPPII protein complex; TRAPPIII protein complex; TRAPPI protein complex. NCBI's taxonomy places the organism in Eukaryota, Viridiplantae, Streptophyta, Magnoliopsida, Malpighiales, Salicaceae. Bases 175 to 765 code for a protein of 196 amino acids. The transcript has 9 exons.